Melospiza melodia melodia is the source of this 1364-nucleotide messenger RNA. RefSeq names its product NADH:ubiquinone oxidoreductase subunit V3 (gene NDUFV3). Gene Ontology annotation, biological process: mitochondrial ATP synthesis coupled electron transport. Gene Ontology annotation, cellular component: mitochondrion. The record is from RefSeq and is a predicted model, not a curated record. NCBI's taxonomy places the organism in Eukaryota, Metazoa, Chordata, Aves, Passeriformes, Passerellidae. The coding region runs from base 32 to 1234 and encodes 400 amino acids. The transcript is spliced from 4 exons.
CCGCGGGGGCGCCGUGAGGGCUCCGGGCAAGAUGGCGGCGGCCGCGGCGCUGAGGGGCGGCGGGAGGGCGGUGAUCCGCGAGGUGCUGCAGCUGGAGGCGCGGGGGCUUUGCACGAAGCCGGUGGGCACCGGGAUGGCGCCGCCGCCGCCGCCGCCGCCAAAGAAUGUAGCGGCACCACAGGGGAGCACCAAGCUGCUUGCCAUGAAGGCACCAGUUGAAUUUCGUAAAAUGUUGUCUUCCAGCUCUCUCCUGCUGUCUGCAGACAAAGGUGAGAGCAGUUCUAGUACCACCCUCAAGGAAGCUGCAGAAUCUGCUGAAGACACGAGGAUGCCCAAGCCAAGAAAAACUCAGGUUGCGUUUCCGCAGCGAGGAGUUGUUUCCUCCCGUGAGGGGGAAAAGCUCAGCACACCUGCAAGAGGAGGAGGCCUGAGGAAAAAGUUCGCUGAGAAACAGUCUUCAUCUUCAUCCAGCUCAGAUUCUAGCUCAGAUUCUGAGGAUGAAAGUGUUGGUGAUUCAAAAGUUGCCACUAAAACUAAAGUUGAGUUUCCCAGACGAGAUCCCAUCUUUUCUGAGAAUGUAGCAGUAAAGGCAUCCAUGCUGGCAAAAGAGAAAUUGUCCCAGAAAUCCCUCAAAGAAUAUGGAAUUAAGAAGCUGCCACGCAAACCAGAAAUUGAUGUGUCUCCUGUAAAGCAGGUCAACUUUUCUAAAACAUCAGUCGGCCAGGAAACAUCAAAACCCAAAGCAAGAGACCCCAAAGCAAAAUCCCCUCCAAAAGAACAGAAGCCGGGCUUAGAACCACACAUGCUGAAAGGUCUGGGCCUCAGCCAUGUCACUGCUAAAUCUGAUCACGUGGAGGAAAAGUCCACUGGGCUGAAAGCCUCAGCAGUGACUCAGGAAGACAAAAAGCAAGAGCUGCUAUCCAGAGGAGAGAAGGAAAAGAUGAAGGAGGCACAGAAGUUGGAAGCAAAAGACGUGACUGCUCCUAAAGUGGAAGAGACUUCUAGAAGCAGAACGUUGGUGAUGGAGACCACGCAGGAAGGAGCCCAGGCUGGAGAAGGCAGCACAACAGAGGAGCCAGCUCAGCCUGCUCCAGAGGAGGAGUGGGAUAAUUCCACCUACAAGAACCUGCAGCACCACGACUACCACACGUUCACCUUCCACGAUUAUGUUGCCAUCCUUGCAAAGUACAGGCAGCCUCAGCCAUCCUCUGGAAGACCAUCCCCAAGGCACUGAGACAGCCACAGCUACAGCAAGCACCCAGGCAGGAUGGGGAAUUGUUCUGUUUAGCACUGUUGCUUCAUCUGUAUCAUUGAAAUCAGAUAAUCAAUAAUAAAGGCUUAAUAACUUGGGCUUUUGAACAGUU